AUGCAGAGCAAGGGAUCGAGACACCGAUUUUCUACCAUGGCGAAUCGAUCCCGAAUUCCUUCACUAUUCAUCUCCAUGUUCGCCACUUUCGCUUCUAUCUACGUCGCCGGAAGGUUGUGGCAGGACGCACAGAGUCGUGUUUAUCUCAUCAAAGAGCUCGAUAGGAUCACUGGUCAGGGGCAAUCGGCUAUAUCAGUGGAUGAUACAUUGAAGAUUAUAGCCUGCAGAGAACAACAUAAGAAGCUUGAUGCACUUAGGGUGGAACUUGAUGCUGCUAAACAAGAGGGUUUUGUUUCAAAGGGCUUGAUUGAGAGCAAUGGGACUUACUCUAAGAGAAGGACUUUGGUAGUCAUAGGUAUACUGACAAAGUUUGGCCGCCAGAAGAAUAGAGAUGCCAUUCGCAAGGCUUGGAUGGGAAAUGGUGCAUCUUUGAAGAAAAUUGAAGAUGGAAAGGGCAUCAUUCUGCGAUUUGUUAUUGGUAGAAGUGCAAAUCGCGGGGACAGUCAAGAUAAAGACAUUGAUCGAGAGAAUGGGUUGACGAAUGACUUCCUAAUUCUAGAUGAUCACAUGGAAGGAUCCCAGGGGCAAGCAGAGAAGGCUAAAUUGUUUUUUGCUCACGCUGCAGAUGAAUGGGAUGCGGAGUUUUAUGCUAAAGUCAAUGAUGAUGUUUAUGUAAAUAUUGAUGCCUUGGGAGCUACACUUGCAACUCAUUUGGACAAACCUCGGAUAUACAUGGGAUGCAUGAAAUCAGGCGAAGUUUUCUCUGAACAGAACCAUAAAUGGUACGAACCAGAAUGGUGGAAGUUUGGUGACAAAAAAUCAUACUUUCGUCAUGCAUCGGGAGAGAUGUAUGUUAUAUCACAAGCUUUGGCUAAAUUCAUAUCAAUAAACAGAUCCAUUCUUCGUACCUAUGCCCAUGAUGAUGUGAGUGCUGGAUCCUGGUUUAUUGGACUUGAUGUGAAGCAUAUUGACGAGACAAAGUUUUGUUGCUCGUCUUGGUCAACAGGAGCAAUUUGUGCGGGUGUUUGA
Messenger RNA from Lathyrus sativus (Indian pea), 1029 nucleotides. The record is from the annotation of a GenBank genome assembly. Lineage: Eukaryota; Viridiplantae; Streptophyta; Magnoliopsida; Fabales; Fabaceae.